Messenger RNA from Didymosphaeria variabile, 528 nucleotides. RefSeq lists its product as uncharacterized. The transcript has 2 exons. Bases 1 to 528 code for a protein of 175 amino acids. Lineage: Eukaryota; Fungi; Ascomycota; Dothideomycetes; Pleosporales; Didymosphaeriaceae. The record is from RefSeq and is a predicted model, not a curated record.
AUGUUUGCUGCGGUAGAAGCCUCCUACCAGGCCGUGCUAUUGGGACGUAAUCGGUACUUCUGCUACAAGGCCGAGGCCCUCAAGCCACCAAUCAAGGAUGUCAAGGAAUGGAUUAAAUCAUCUGGUCGUGUAAUCAUGUUCGAUCUCUUCCACUCAAAGGGGGAGUCUAGACUCUCCUUUGGUAGCAGCGCGUCAAACGAUAUCAUCAUCCCGGGAGCCGGGAUCACAGAUCACCAGUUCCUGCUCCCCGUGGAUCCUCACAGCCGGGCGCUGACGGUCGAGAACAUCAGCAGCGACAGGCUCGAUGUCACCACACACACUACCAUCAAAGCGACUGACGUGCAUAUCAACAAGCGCAGGGUGGCACCAGGGGACACGAGGAAGCUUAAGGAUCGUCAGCUGGGCGCUGGAGUAGGCAUGCUGCACCGCUUCCAGAUCAUCACCCACCGUGGUCCAAUCGGUACCAUGCUCAACAUCCGGAUCAACGACUUCAUCGAGGCCCUCCCAGGCCCAUGUCGAGGAGAAUGA